This is a messenger RNA of Clupea harengus (Atlantic herring), 1107 nucleotides long. RefSeq names its product RNA polymerase II subunit G (gene polr2g). The record is from RefSeq and is a predicted model, not a curated record. NCBI's taxonomy places the organism in Eukaryota, Metazoa, Chordata, Actinopteri, Clupeiformes, Clupeidae. Gene Ontology annotation, cellular component: RNA polymerase II, core complex; P-body. Gene Ontology annotation, biological process: positive regulation of translational initiation; positive regulation of nuclear-transcribed mRNA poly(A) tail shortening; transcription initiation at RNA polymerase II promoter. Gene Ontology annotation, molecular function: single-stranded DNA binding; single-stranded RNA binding; translation initiation factor binding.
UCGGUUUAUGUGGGUUUUCAUGGGCGGAGUUUAGCUUGAAUAUUUAUGUACACCGUCCGUUCUUGAAUUAAUUUGUCACAGUAACAGCACAACCCAUAUUAUUCGGCCCUGUGUGGCUAGCUGAUUUAAAUUUCCAAAUUGUGAGCUGAGCAUCAUGUUUUACCACAUCUCUUUAGAGCAUGAAAUUCUGUUGCACCCUCGCUACUUUGGCCCUAAUCUUUUGAAUACGGUGAAACAGAAGCUUUUCACUGAGGUGGAGGGGACAUGUACAGGAAAGUAUGGAUUUGUCAUUGCUGUGACCACAAUUGACAAUAUUGGUGCAGGUGUCAUUCAGCCUGGCAGGGGCUUUGUACUGUAUCCAGUUAAGUACAAAGCCAUUGUCUUCCGUCCCUUCAAGGGAGAGGUGGUGGAUGCUGUUGUCACUCAGGUUAACAAAGUCGGGCUAUUCACAGAAAUUGGGCCAAUGUCCUGUUUUAUCUCUCGGCAUUCCAUUCCAUCAGAGAUGGAAUUUGACCCAUCCUCCAAUCCACCCAGCUACAAGUCAGCUGAAGAAGAUGUGGUUAUCCAGCAGGAUGAUGAAAUCCGGUUGAAGAUUGUAGGAACUCGAGUGGACAAGAAUGACAUUUUUGCCAUAGGAUCUCUUAUGGAUGAUUAUCUAGGACUGAGCUGAUUAUUCUUCCUGAAGCUGGACAGUAUCUCAAUGACAUCGCACAGCUUGGAGUACGCAAUAGUGUUUUUGGUCCUGAUAUAACUUAAGUUUGUUUUUAUGUUUUAUUUUUAUUUUUUAUAUAUUGAUAACAAUACCUCACACAAGUUAAAGUUCUUGUGCUGGUCUGUAAGCAGGGAUGGCGGGAUGCUUUUGACGUUUUAUGAACUAAGAAAACGUAUGGGAUUGGCUAGCAUCAUAGCUCUUUUUUGCCUCUGUUUUAAAAAAUCCUGCAACCUGCUCUGUGCUGAGGUCCAGCAUGAAGACACGAAAUACUGUGUGUUUCUUUACUGAUAUUUGAUAGUGUGCCAGUGUCCUUUCAAUAUGAAAAUGUAUGUUUCACAUCAAUAUGAGCAAGGUGAUGACUGUAUCAUAUUUUGAAUAAAUAUUCCUUGUAAUAA